Spodoptera exigua (beet armyworm) is the source of this 3853-nucleotide messenger RNA. The record is from the annotation of a GenBank genome assembly. NCBI's taxonomy places the organism in Eukaryota, Metazoa, Arthropoda, Insecta, Lepidoptera, Noctuidae.
CAGGCAGUGUCUGUCAAUUCUGUCAAACUAAAACGAGUUGAUUGAGUUCGCCAGUGUUGGAAUGGAAGGUUGUCAUAGUUGUUUUGAUACGAAUUAUGCAAUAAAACUGCGAUAGUCGUGUGUGAUCAUUAUUGCGACACACAGCAAACGAUGUCUCACGACACGGAUCUUGUAAUAUCAGUGCCGCGUUCCCGUAUCAAUGAAUUUUAUUGCAAAUAUUAUAAUUUAGUUGAAACAUUUUACUGUGUCACACUGUCUGAGAGUAAAUUGUGUUCCGCGAAUGAAAAACCUGAUUAUGUGUAUUUCGACGUCACAUUCAACUUGAAUCCAGCAGAUGGAAGUUUUAAUCCGAAAGAAUUGACUGGAAGAAUACAGAAAUAUGUGGAGUCAUCAGUGGGGUGCGCAGGAGAGCGCGGCGAGGAUUCCAGUUAUGACUCAGAGUGUGAGGACGAGAGUGCCCACCGAGCGGCCUCUCGGACUCCCUCUGACACACUCGCCGCCGAGUUCGCAGAGUAUGUCACUCUCACACCCCCACAACCCAACCAGGCAAAGAUCGAGUUUGCUAUGAAGUUGGGUUACUCGGAGCGAUUGGCGCGAACAGCGAUACAGCGGUUGGGCCCCGACCCCCCUUGCAACGAAUUGCUAGCGGAGCUGAUAAAGCUGGCCGCCAAGCAGCCCCCGCGCGCCCUGUCGCCCACCCCGCCCGCGGAACCCGAUCCCCCGCCCGACCGCGCGCCACUCAGGCACAUUGUCAUAGACGGCAGCAAUGUCGCUAUGAGCCAUGGCAACAAAGAGGUGUUCUCGUGUCGCGGUAUUGAAAUCUGUGUGGAGUGGUUCCGUGCGCGCGGCCAUCGGGAGAUCACAGCAUUUGUGCCCAAAUGGCGAAAAGAGUCAGCUCGUCCCAACAACCCCAUCGUGGACAGAGACGCGCUCGAGAGAUUGGAGCGGGACAGAGUGCUAGUGUACACUCCCAGCAGACUGCUGGGCGGCAAGCGCCUGGUGUGCUACGACGACCGCUAUAUCCUACGCCUUGCGGCCGAGACUGACGGCAUCGUAGUCUCCAACGACAACUAUCGCGACCUCGCUGUUGAGAAUCCAGACUUUCGGAAAGUAGUCGAAGAGCGCCUACUCAUGUAUUCUUUCGUGAAUGACCGAUUCAUGCCCCCGGAUGACCCGCUCGGUCGCUCGGGACCGACGCUGGAUGCGUUCUUACGCGCGCCCGUAUCCCGCGCGGAGCCCCCGCCUGCCUGCCCGUAUGGCCGCAAGUGUACGUACGGCAACAAGUGCAAGUUCCACCACCCGGAGCGCGCGGGCCGGCCGCAGAAGUCCGUGGCGGAGAAACUGUCGGAGCGCGCUGCCAAGACCCUGCGGUCGCGCGACCUGCACACCGUGAGCCUGCCGCCCGGCGGCCGCCCCGCCGACACCAAGCGCCAGCUCGCGCGCGCGCAGUCCGCCGCCCCGCGCCUGCACGACGCCACACUGGCCACGCACUUCGACCGCGCGCAGCUACAAGUGGCGGGCCCCGCGCAGCUUCAAGUACCGGGUCCUACGCAGCUACAAGUACCGGGCCCCGCACAACUACAGAUGGCAGGUCCCUCUCAGCCGCCCCCCGAAGUUAACCCACACCGUAAAUUGGCUCGCCAGCUAACGCUGAACCCUGCAUGCGACCCACGCCUGCAGCCUCACGCGCUGGCGGCGCGGGUGGCGAGCGCGCCGGGCGGGGCAGGGGGCGGCGCGGGGGGCGCGGCGGCGGCGCUGGCCCCGCUGAUGUCUCCGUGCGCGUCAGACGGCGCCCUGCAACACUGGGACGCGCGGCGCCGCAUGCACUACCACCUGGCGGGGAUCUUCCCCGAGGCGCAGGUGGCGGAGGCCAUGGCGGCCUACCCCGAGGAGACGGACGCGCAGACCAUGUGCGCCAUCAUCCUGGCCAGGUACCGGCCGAGCGAGGCGCGCGUGCCUCACUGAGCCGUCCCCGCUAUACUUACUGCCGGUUUUUGAUAAAAGCCGCUCAGUAGAUAUUACCGAUAGCUUGGAAGCUGAUCGCUCGCCGGCCACGGAGGCUCCUGCUGGUAGCGAUCGACAGGAGUUUAUACAACAUCGAGCCGAGGCCUUCGCACGUUGCCAGUGGACUGAGCCAUACGAUCGCAUCUUUGAUGAUAAAUAGGCAUUUAUAUCUUGUACAUAUUCUAUGGUUUCUGACAUUCGCUUCUAAGAAGCGCAUGCUGAUAUUUAAUAAACAUUAAAUAGUUUCUAGAGAUGUACAAAUACAUAUGUAUUUUCACCUGUACAGUUAUUUGACUCAUUGCUUGUCUAUUCUGACACAUUUUGCUUUGUUUUUCAUUUUUAGGAAUAUUUUCGCAAAUUAUUUUUGCAUUAAUGCAAGACAUAUAAAAAUUAUUUUGUAAUAUUAAGACAAUUAUUGAUAUUAAAUAGCUAAAUAUGUGAUCAUAUAUAAAUCAUUAUUGGUACCAUGUAUCAAUUAUUAUUUUUAUACUAAUAUAUAAUUAAUUAAAUGUUAUGAUAUUGAGCACUACUAAAUUUUGAAAAAUUAUAAUUUUACAAAGAAAUGCACUUAAUUUUGUUGAGUGUUCUAUAUAUUAUAUGCAGCACGGUUAUGGCUCAUUUAUUGACUAUUGAGUAUGCAGAAACUGUUCAUAUUAUUAUUUACUCUUUUGAUUUAUUAAGUAUGUUUAGAUGUAAGCAAUGGCCUGCUGUGUCGGACCAGUGUGGCCGUCAUGGUAGGUGUAACAUUGAACCAAUCUGUUGUUUGAUUUUUAUUAAAUUGAACUGUUAAAAACUUAAUGCAAUGCAUAAAUUGAAAAUGUAAGAUACAUAUAUCUACUCCCGUGCAAUACUUCAUAGAGUGAUUGUUGUUAUAUUUGUAUAGAUACACUUUAUGAAGUAUGGCAUGUUAUUAUUAGUGUAAUUAGUUUAUCAAGUUUUACCUCAAUUUUGGAAAUAGUACAUUUAUCUUUUGGCAUUUUUUAUUGCUUGUUGCAGCAUUAAUAUUUUGACAGACAGAAUUAGAUUUAUUAUUGACAGGUUUCCAAAUGAAAGGUAAAACUUGAUAGUUUGUAAUUAGAAGUGUUGAGGGAUAGCUUACAUUUAUUUGCUAACCUUAUGAAGACAUCCCAAACAUUUCUGAUUACAGUUCACAUUCCUUGUGGAAUGUAUAACAUAUGUCUAUUGUGACAUUAUAGUUAUUAAUAUUUUGAAAAUAAAGCAUCUCUCUCAUUAGAAACUCGUUUAUUUCUUUUUAACCCUAUUAGGAUUGUUUGUCAUUCUUUUCAAUAACAUCUUCUUGUAAGUCUCACUGUCUGUUUGUUUAUCUGAGAAUUCUAUGAAGUUUUGUCCUAUGAAUUUUUUAUUCGUUUUUGAUGUGUUAUCUGUGGUAGUUGGUACAAAUACUCUAGUACUCUUACUAGUCCUAUAUAAAAGCUUGAAGGGUGUUACUUCUGUAACUUUAUUAACUUCAUUAUUAUUAGAAAUUUGGUCAAUAUCCAUUUUUUCUUCUAUAAUAUCAUCCUGUUUGAUGUUCUUAAUACAUUUUGUAGCUGGAUGAUUUUUAGCUAUUUCAGCUAUUUCUUUUUUUACAUCCAAAAGACAAUCAUGUUUUAUUCCUAAGCAGCUAGUUGGAACUCCAAAAUUAACCAUGGAUAUUUGUCUCAGGUUGUUCAAACAAAUAUAUGGGACACCUUUUGCAGUACACAUUUCAACAACAGGCUGUACUAUAAGUCUUGGGUUUAUUUUAGCUUCAAUGAUAAUGGCUGAACAUUCUACAUUAUGUACAGAUUCAGUGCAUUCUCUUACACCAAGGAGAAGGCCCUCUGGCUUUCUGGAAUUAAAAACAUGG